GCUUUGAGACGUUGCGCGUUAGUGCGUACUUUCGCGCUGUCAGUCGGCAAAACGGAAAAGCCUAAAGCGAGUUUUAAAAUAUUUUGAUAUUUAAGAAUAUUUCGCAUCGUUAUUUAAGAUCGAACGAUGGCAAGUACAGACGAGUCAAAGUAUCGGCUGUCCAAAGAUGUUACGCCUCUUCGUUAUUCAAUUCAUUUGGAUCUAGGUUUGGAAACUUGUGUCUUUAAAGGCAUAGUGGACGUGGAAAUUAAUGUGUCAAAAGAGAUAGAUGCUAUAAUCUUAAAUGCAUUGGACCUUAAUAUAAUUGACGCAUAUUACUAUGAUUCUUUUGGAUAUAUCAAAAAAGUAAAUCGAAUUGAACUUUCUCAGGAGAAUGAAACAGCUACCUUCACAUUUAAUACUCCUUUGUCACCUGCAUCUAAGGGAUACUUCAACAUCGAGUUUGAGGGAGAACUUAGCGAUAAAAUGAGGGGCUUGUAUAGGAGCAAAUAUAUUGGAGCUGAUGGAACAGUUGAAUAUGCAGCUGUAACUCAGUUUCAGCCAACAGAUGCUAGACGGUGCUUCCCAUGCUGGGAUGAUCCAGCAAUCAAAUCCAAAUUUGUUAUUACUGUAGUUGUACCUGUAGGUUUAACUGUUCUUUCCAAUAUGACUCCCGAAGUGACGAAUGAAGCCUAUGGGACCAAGAGUGUAAUGUUUCAUGAAACCCCACUCAUGUCGACAUAUUUAUUAGCAAUAGUGGUUGGUAAAUUCGAAUAUAUAGAAGCUCAAUUGGAUAAUAGUUACGUACGUGUAUACACUAGAGAAUCGAAGAAAGAACAAGGAGAAUUCGCACUGGAAGUAGCAACGAAAGUAUUAGCAUAUUACAAUAACUAUUUCGAGAUUUCUUAUCAACUUCCGAAACUUGAUCUUGUCGCGAUACCCGAUUUCUCAUUCGGAGCUAUGGAAAAUUGGGGUCUAGUUACGUACCGUGAAACGUGCCUCCUAGUAGAUCCAAAAAAUACAUCUACCGGGCGAAAGCAAUGGAUUGCUUUAGUGAUAGCCCACGAAUUGGCGCACCAGUGGUUUGGAAACCUCGUAACCCUGGAAUGGUGGACGCAUUUAUGGCUAAACGAGGGUUAUGCAUCAUUUGCGGAAUACUUAUGCAUCGGUGAUCUAUUUCCCAAUUACGAUGUUUGGUCGCAAUUCAUAACAGAUACACACAUCAGGGCGUUAGAACUCGACGCUUUCCAAAAUAGUCAUCCGAUUGAGGUACCGGUAUAUCAUCCUGCCGAAAUUGAUGAGAUUUUUGACGACAUUUCAUACAGUAAAGCCGCAUCUGUUAUUCGAAUGAUACACUCGUAUGUCGGGGCUGACGCUUUUCGAGUUGGUAUAUCAUAUUAUUUGACAAGGUAUCGCUAUUCUAAUGCAAAUGCAAACAGUUUUUGGUUCGCCAUGGAAUGCAACACUGAGAAGCAAUUACGUCACGUAAUGGCUGCUUGGAUCGAGCAGCAAGGAUUUCCCGUUAUCAAAGUUCAACAUCGUCAAGAAGGCAAUGAUCGAAUUUUAACGUUAUCUCAAGAGAAAUUUAUAGCCGAUGGUAGCGAGGAUCCUAACAAUACUAUGUGGAGUAUACCAAUUAACAUAAUUACGUCUUCGGAACCGGAUUCAAAGAAACCUGCAGUUCAGACUCUGCUGAGCGAAAAAUCGCAAGAGAUUCGAGUGGAAAACGUUGGUGAGGACGACUGGGUUAAACUGAAUCCUGGAUUGGUCGGCUUUUACAGAACGCAUUACAGUCCAGAAGCAAUGGAUCUCUUGUUUCCCGCGGUGAAAGAUCACACAUUAGAUCCUUUAGAUAGAUUGGGUUUGCUGGACGACAUGUUCGCAAUGGUAAAAGCCGGUCAUGCUUCAACCGUGGAAGUACUUAAAUUUAUGCAAGCGUUCCGUUCCGAAGAAAAUUUUACCGUAUGGUCUAGUAUAGUGAAUUGCCUAAAGAAAAUCGGAGCCCUUAUUUCUCACUUGGAAUUUGAAGAUUCGUUUAAAGCGUUUGCACGCAAUCUGAUGCGCGAAAUUACCGACAAAUUAAGCUGGGAUCCUAAAUCCGACGAGAGUCAUUUGGAUUCCCUUCUACGGCCUCUUAUUCUAGGUCAUAUGGCAGUACUGAACGUCGAGGAUAUCAUAGAAGAAGCGAACAAGAGAUUCGAAUUGCACGUGUCUGGUAAAACUCCGUUAGCUGCUGACCUGCGCAGCCCUGUCUAUCGGGCGGUACUUUCCGUCGGUGAAAUCAAAACUUUCGAGACCAUGUUGAGGCUAUAUCGAGAAACAGAUUUUAACGAGGAGAAAGAAAGAAUACUUAGCGCUCUAGGCGUGAUGAAAUAUAAGUCCUUAAUAGCGAAUUUUUUGCAAUUUGCUAUGAGCGACGAAGUUAAAGCUCAGGAUACAACAUUGGCCAUCAUGUCGGUGGCGAAGACGUACAAAGGUCGGGAGAUGGCCUGGGAGUAUUUCAAACUGAGUUGGGAAUCGCUACUUAAUCGUUACGGCGGAGGUUCCUUAAUCUCGAGAUUGGUGAAAUGCAUCACGGAGAAUUUCGUGACCGAAAAAGAGGCCCAAGAUGUGGAGCAGUUCUUUAAGAAACACCCGAUACCGGGAACCGAUAGAACGGUUCAACAAAGCGUAGAAUCAAUUAGAUUAAACGCGGCAUGGCUUGCCAGAGACAAAGACUCUAUAAGAGAAUACCUGACCAGUCAAGUUUGGGAGUAACACGAGUUACCCAUAGCCUCGAGUUUUUGUCUCUACCUUGUUAUAAUUUCUGAUACAAUAGGAAAUCGAAAGGACGAUAAAACCACGUCAUUCAGCGAGCGUAUUAAAAAGAACAAUAGUUGCUUCGAGUCAGUUUAGAGAAAAAGAGAAGAUACAGAACCUCUGUAACACACGACAUCGUAGGAUUUGCAUUUAUAUACACAGACGCGCGUGCACAUACAUUCGUAUACACAUAAAUGAUCAGUUGCUUAAAGGAAAUGCGAUUACGCGUACAGUUGUUGAUUGUAUUGGUUGUAUCGGUUGCAAACUUUGCAAAUGCUCCCGAACAAAUGUACGAAAGCUACAGCAGGAAGAACAUCACUGGCCAGAGCAUCAGUGUUAUUUCGCGAUGAUGGCAUUUACAAAUCACAACAUUAUACCUUCUUUUAUCUAUUUACAUUCUCAGCAAAAUAAGUUGUUUCAAAUCCGCGCACUAGUUUGUACUACUUCUAUGUCGUAACGAAAUAAGGGAAACAAGAAGAAGGAGAAAAAAGGGAAACGGAAAAUGCAGUGUGUAACUGCAGCAACCCAUUUAUGUCACAUACUAUAAUCGAGAAAAUUGAAAUAAAUAUUUGUACGCUUGU
Molecule: messenger RNA, 3359 nt
Organism: Eufriesea mexicana
Lineage: Eukaryota; Metazoa; Arthropoda; Insecta; Hymenoptera; Apidae
Gene: Psa
Product: puromycin-sensitive aminopeptidase
Exons: 4
Coding region: 127-2736 (869 amino acids)
Biological process (GO): proteolysis; peptide catabolic process
Cellular component (GO): cytoplasm; membrane
Molecular function (GO): peptide binding; metalloaminopeptidase activity; zinc ion binding
Source: RefSeq, a predicted model, not a curated record